Messenger RNA from Aspergillus alliaceus, 905 nucleotides. RefSeq names its product CCDC12/cwf18 family protein. The coding region runs from base 83 to 694 and encodes 203 amino acids. Lineage: Eukaryota; Fungi; Ascomycota; Eurotiomycetes; Eurotiales; Aspergillaceae. Gene Ontology annotation, cellular component: post-mRNA release spliceosomal complex; U2-type spliceosomal complex. The record is from RefSeq and is a predicted model, not a curated record. The transcript has a single exon.
AGGGGAGCCCAUUAUUUCCUCCCAACUGACAUUCUCUUUUCAUUAAACUAUCUGUCUAUUGGCAAAAAAAGUCUUCCCAAAUAUGUCGUCCAACCACGCCACUCUCGAUGCGGCGGCAGCAGAACGCAAAGCCCGCCUCGCAAAGCUCGCCGCGCUCAAAAGGAAACAGCCAGAGCCAGAGCCCCUAACAGAAUCUCAUACCCAAGACGACGAGCCGAAAGAUGCUUUCCCCAAUGUUACUACCAAAUAUCUCUCCGGAAGGAACUAUGAUGCCGAAACUCGUGGCCCGAAGUUAGGCUUUGAUCAGGCCCCCGCAGACGGACAGAUAACUGUGGAAGCACAAGCUGCCGAGAUCGCUAAGGCCACUGCAGAACGAGCUAAGAAGGAUGAAGAGGCGGAUCAACCAAUUGAUCUUUUCAAGCUUCAACCGAAGAAGCCCAAUUGGGAUUUAAAACGGGAUUUAGACGAGAAACUGAAUACUUUGAACGUGAGGACACAAAACGCAAUAGCAAGGCUGGUGCGACAGAGGAUAGAAAACGCACAUGUGGCUAAGGACAAAGGCACGGGUUCCACUACAGAACAGAACGGAGAGGAUGUAGGUAUAGAGGGUGAACUGUUGGUCGAAGGAAUACGUGUACGCGAGAGAGAAAAUGAAAAUGAACGGCGGGAAAUGGAGGAUGACGACCUGGCAUAAUUUUGAUACCCUAGAAAAGGUGUGAUUAUAAGUAAUUUACUAACGAUCUUUUGUUCCUUCUAAAUCUGGCUUUAAGGCGCUCGUUGUUGGGGUCUGGAAAUACGAAUCGAAAAGGCGUCGAGGGCAUUUUGCGGUCUAUUACUAUAUGGGCACCGAUACCAACUUAUAUAUGAUUCAUAUUAGUAUAAUACAGUAUCGUGGUGAUAGGAGC